UGAAUUCGAGUUGAAAUUCAUUCGAUUCGACAAUCAGUUUUAUUAAUCUUCUUACAAUCUUUUAAAUUUUGUUCGUUGUUUAAUCAACCACCAUCUAAAUCUAAAAUCAAAAUGAUGUUCAUCGCCGUUAUCGCUUCAAUCAUCGCUGUUGCCCAAGCCGGUAUCUUAGCUGCUCCAGCUUACGCCGCUGCUCCAGUUGCCUAUGCUCCAGCUUACGCUCAUGCCCCAAUCGUCAAGGCUCCAAUUGUCUUACCUAACAUCGUUACAUCAUACUCAAGCUCAGUCUCCCACUUGGCCCCAGUCCAUGCUGCCCCAGUUGUCGCUAAAGUAGCUGCCCCAGUCUUUGCCGCUCCAGCUUACGCUGCUGCCCCACUCCCAUACGCCGCUGCUCCAGUUGUCCACAAAGUAGCUGCCCCAGUCCUCGCUGCUCCAGCUUACGCUGCCGCCCCACUCCCAUACGCUGCUGCUCCAGCUUUCGCUCAUGCCCCAGUCGCCAAAAUCGUUGUUUAAAUAAGUGAUCAAACUAAUUGUUAAAUUUGUUAUUCUCUGUUCACAAAAUUGACCAAAAAAAACACCACCACCACCACCAACACUGCCCGGAGUAGGAAUAGUUUACCCAUUCCAACACUUCAUUUCCUCCACUUCCUGUUACCAUUUCCCUCUCACCCUGGAAUCCAUUUUCCACCAUCAGUGAGUCCAGUUUCAAAAUUCAUUUUCUCAGUCACCAGCUUCCAGUUUCAUGAUAAUCCAUCAUGAUAAACUUUAAACUCUGAUAAAAGAAAACCGAUUCAUUGGGAUUUACUUCAUUCAUCAGUUAAUUUUACAAUUUUCUGCAUUCAUCUAAAUUAAAAACAUCUUCGUUAAUUUAAUCACCAUUCCGGUUUAUAAAGGCAGAACAAUUAAUUAAUUGUCAUCUAAAUUAAUAACUGAUAACGAACCAAAAAUCUUAAUAUAACAUCAAAUAAAAUGAAUCAAGUUUAUUUUUCGUAAAAAAAACAA
This is a messenger RNA of Panonychus citri (citrus red mite), 999 nucleotides long. Its product is annotated as cuticle protein 16.5-like. Lineage: Eukaryota; Metazoa; Arthropoda; Arachnida; Trombidiformes; Tetranychidae. Bases 112 to 510 code for a protein of 132 amino acids. The transcript has a single exon. The record is from RefSeq and is a predicted model, not a curated record.